Molecule: messenger RNA, 1980 nt
Organism: Falco peregrinus (peregrine falcon)
Lineage: Eukaryota; Metazoa; Chordata; Aves; Falconiformes; Falconidae
Gene: DIPK1B
Product: divergent protein kinase domain 1B
Exons: 5
Coding region: 258-1553 (431 amino acids)
Source: RefSeq, a predicted model, not a curated record
AGCCGAGCCGAGCCCGGCAGCAGCCCCCCGCCUCCCCCAGCUGCGGCGGAGCUGCGUGCGCCGCCCCGCGCUGAGCCGGGCGGAGCCGCGCUGAGCCCCGCCGGGCCGGGCCGGGCGCGCUGCGGCGGUGCGAGCCAUCGGCGCGGCUCGGCCCCCCCCUCCGCACCCCCCCGGCCCCCGGCGGCGAGGCGGGGGCCGCGGCCGCCCCGGCCAUGCCCCCCGGAGCCUGAGGCCCGCGGCCGCGGGGCGCCCGCAGCAUGCGGAGGAUCCGGCGGCUGGUGCAUCUGGUGCUGUUCUGCCCCCUCUCCAAGGGCCUGCAGAGUCGCCUCCCGGGCAUCAAGGUGAAAUACCUGCUGGUGGUGUGGCUGGGCAUCUUCGUGGGCAGCUGGGUGGCAUACAUGCAUUACUCGUCCUACUCUGAGCUCUGCCGUGGCCACGUCUGCCGGAUGAUAAUCUGUGACCAGUACAAGAAAGGAAUAAUUUCUGGCUCCACGUGCAAAGACCUGUGUGAGGAGCGCAGCCUCCUCUUCCAGCACUGCCUCUCCUCCUCUCCCACCCAGCAGGUUUACAGUGGGCUCUGGAGGGAGAGGGAGGUGAUCAUCAAAUGUGGCAUCGAAGAAGCCUUGAAGGCAGACAGCCACCCAGACUCUGUGCCCAGGAGGGACGUGGUCCUCUUUGACAAACCAACACGAGGGACAUCGAUGGAUGAGUUCAAAGAAAUGCUCCUCAACUUCCUGAAGUCCAAGCUGGGAGAUCAGCCUUCUCUGGCAGCCUUGGUGAGCCGGAUCAUCACCAUGGCAGAUGUGAACCGGGAUGGGAAAGUGUCUUUAGCAGAGGCCAAAUCCAUCUGGGCACUACUUCAGCUCAAUGAGUUUCUUCUCAUGCUCUCCUUGCAUGAGAAAGAACACACUUCCAAGCUGCUGGGGCACUGUGGGGACCUCUACGUCACCGAGAAGAUCCCUCACACCUCCCUCUAUGGCGUGGAUGUCCCCCCCUUCCUCCAGUCGCUGCUGCCUUCAGUCGUCCACCAAAUCAUCCACCAGUGGUUUGCACCAGCGUGGCCCCGGCGGGCAAAGAUCGCCAUUGGCCUUCUGGAGUUUGUGGAGGAGAUAUUCCACGGGACCUACGGGAACUUCUACAUCUGCGAGACCGGCUUUAAGAACGUGGGCUACAACGACAAAUAUGACUUCAAAAUGGUCAAUCUGAGGAAGGUGGCAACGGAGAUGACAAUCAGAGGUUUCCUCAAGGGACGUCACUGUGAGCAGAAUGUGGACUGCACCUACGGGAAGGACUGUAUGGCGACGUGUGACAAACUCAUGAAGCAGUGCAAAAGCGACAUGGUGCAGCCCAACCUGGCAAAGGUCUGCGGCUUGCUGCAGGACUACUUGCUGUACGGAGCACCGCUGGAGCUGAAGGAAGAGCUGCAGAAACAGCUCCGAACCUGCAUGACCCUCAGCGGCCUGGCCAGCCAGAUGGAGGUGCACCACUCCCUCGUGCUGAACAACCUCAAGACCUUGCUCUGGAAGAAGAUUUCAAACACCAAAUACUCCUAACAGGGGAAGCACGGCCCUGGAGUUUAGAAUCUGCAGUCUUGGAGUAAAGUCCAAGGGUUGAAGGCCUGUUUCUCCAUCCUCUCCCCCACAGGAAAAAUAGACCCUGCACAGGGAGUUCAGCGUAGCUGCAGCCCCUUCUCCUUCAUGGAAAACCAAGCAUCAUGACUUCCACCGCCCAGCAGGAUCAUCGACACAGUCGGCGAGAGUGUGCUGCGGAGCUGGGACACCAGGAGCCGGGCUGAACAGGCUCGAGGGAAGAAGAUGACACGGAAAGCGAUAAGGAAGUGGAGCCCAGCUGGAUGCAUCUAACUGUUUCUUGAUUAACAGGAAAGCAGUGCAGAGAGACGAGAAUGAAUCAUUCAUGCUGUACUUGUCACAUCUUCUUUUGAUGAACGUCUCUGAUGUAAAUAAAUAGCUUUUACGUGAA